CAGCCACGCCAUUUGCCUUCGGACUCGAGCGUGAUGCCUCCUGAGCAGGAGUGGGAGAAGGUAGUUCAGUUCCCUCUCCAAUGAAGGGUCUAGGCCCGAAAUGUCAGCUUUUGUGCUCCUGAGAUGCUGCUUGGCCUGCUGUGUUCAUCCAGCCUCACAUUUUAUUAUCUUGGGAGAAGGUAGGAACGUUUCGCCCGGAACCCGGAGCGGUUAGUGGACGGACCGUGGAGCGGGGUCGCUGCCGGCGGGCGAGUGCAGCACGUGUCCGGUCCGGGUUUGAUCGGGGGAGAGAUGGUGGGGAAGGAGAGGCGCCUCCGCCACCGGCUGCACUCGGCUGCGGUGAAGUUCAACGUUGAGCCCCGGGCGCGAGGUGAAGCGCAGCCGCGGCCUGAGCCUCGUCGGGAAGCCGAGCCGCAGCCGCCUCCCGGAGGAGACAGGAGGAGGGAUGCUGAUCAGUUAUCCACUGCACUGUUUGCCGAAAUGAGAAUUGAUCCGAAGACGCUUGUUCAGAAUCUGGAUGUUGAUUCUAAGACUGUGGUAUCCAGUAGGAGAGGUGACACACUUCAAAUCUCCAAGAAAGACAAAAUAAAACAACGGCAUGAACGAUGGCUCCAGAAAGGUAUUCUGGCAUUCUAUCUUGCAGAAAUUGAGAUGAUCAAACUGGCAGAACAGAAGAGGAAAGCCCAAGAGAAGCGCAAAGCCGUCCCAGUGGUGGGAGACAUGCAGCCACUUGCUGAUGCACUACCGGAACUGACAGAUUUGAUCAGUGCUAGUGCUGUGGCUAAUAAAUCGAAGAGUGCAAAAAAGAAACCACAAACAACAUCUUUCAAUAAGAUGCGGCAUGCUCAGAAACGGAAACUAAUAGAGGAGGAGGUAGCCAGAUUCAAAACUACAAUUGAGGAUACUGAAUUUAUGGCCAAUCCUCUUGCAGUCAUUGGUGAGCAACUUCUGAAACGAAUGAGGCAGGAGGAUGAGGAUCUGAAGUGAAACCUUAAACUGUGCUCCAAGCCAAUCUGGAAAAUACCAUCACUGACACCAGUGAACAUUUGAAUAAUCAGCAAAUACUGGACCAGUGCAAAUAUUUGCCAAAUUUAUGCUGAAAAUGCUGACUUCCCACAUUUACAGGUGAUAUACCUUAGGGAAAAACUGAACUUUCUAGGAAGCCUAAGAUCAGGCAGGAUCGGCCAUUGGAUGUAAGGGCAUUGAGAAUAGGCAAGUAGGAGAAAACCUAAUCUCUUGUCAAGAAUUAUCUUAAUUAUUCUCAAGAA
Molecule: messenger RNA, 1268 nt
Organism: Stegostoma tigrinum
Lineage: Eukaryota; Metazoa; Chordata; Chondrichthyes; Orectolobiformes; Stegostomatidae
Gene: slx9
Product: SLX9 ribosome biogenesis factor
Exons: 6
Coding region: 292-987 (231 amino acids)
Biological process (GO): maturation of SSU-rRNA from tricistronic rRNA transcript (SSU-rRNA, 5.8S rRNA, LSU-rRNA)
Cellular component (GO): preribosome, small subunit precursor; 90S preribosome; nucleolus
Source: RefSeq, a predicted model, not a curated record